AUGGUCCGAGCUGAGGAUGAGCUGAACAUUACCAACGAUCAAAAUUUGGAUGAAUAUGUUAGCAUUGAUCAAAACACUCCAACUGAAGGAGAUGUUGAGCUUGAACAUUUAGUCUUAGAACUAGGUGGUGAAUCUAACCAAGAAAAUGAGACGGAUGAUGAAAUUGAGGAGAUUCAAGAAGAGGAAAAUAAAGUAAAAUGCUACGAUGAAGCCUUAAUUUAUGUGAAAGAACUGAAAAACUUCGCAAAAGAUGACUAUGCCUUUGAACAAAUAAAAAAUUUGGACUGUCAUUUUCGGAAAUGUCGUGAUGAUGCAAAGCAAAAAAAACUUAAGCAGGCGACUAUUCUAACAUUUAUCCAAACUGUUUUAAAUAAGUUUUCUGUCCUUUUGUUGUUUUGUGGAGCAUUUGAGUUAGCCUUAAGGGGUCACGAUGAAAAGGAAAAUUCGGAAAACAGAGGCAUAUUUAAGGAGCUGGUGAAUUUUAGCGCCGAAUUAGACAACGAAUUGAAAGUCCAUAUUCAAAGUGCCAAACUUUUCAAGGGUACCUCAAAAACAACUCAAAACGAGCUUCUUGAGUGCAUGCUAGAUGUUUAUCAUGAAGAAGUUAAGAAGGAGAUUGCAAAUUCUCCUUUUGUUGCAGUAAUUGCCGAUGAAACGACUGACGUAGCCUGUGAAUUUCAAUAUUUGUGUAAAGGACAACCAGUUGAGAGAUUUUGGAGAUUUUACGUCCCCGACGGACACGAUGCCAAAUCAAUCGCUGCAUGCGUUUUAAAUGUUGUAAAUCCAUUAAUAGAUCAAAAUCCAAACAAAUUAAUAGCUCAAAGCUAUGAUGGUGCGUCUGUUAUGAGUGGUGAAUUGAAUGGCGUUCAAAAGAUUAUUAAGGAAACUUAUCCACUUGCAAAUUAUGUUCAUUGCUAUGCACACCAGUUAAAUCUAAUUAUGACAAGCGCAUGCUCUGUCAAUAAGCAGGCUAGAAUAUUUUUCCAUAAUUUAUCUGGAUUGUGCUCUUUUUUUUCGACGUCUCCUCAAAGAACAAAAAUUUUGGAUGAAAUAGUUAAUCGCAGAUUGCCAAGAUCUUCCCAAACACGUUGGAAUUUUCAGUCACGAGGUGUUCAUACAGUUUAUGAAAAUAGGAAAGACCUGAUUGAAGUUAUGGACAAUAUAGAAAGUACUUCACGCGAUUCUUCGUCGAUUAAUCAAGCCAGUGGGUACAAAUUAAAGCUGCAAGAUACAAAUUUUGUAUUUUGGCUAAGUAUAUUCCAUAAAAUAAUGCCACAUGUUGAAAUUGUCUUUAACCAAUUACAAAAAGUAUGCACCGAUUCUGUUAAGGUCAAAAAUGAUUUAGAGAAUUUUGAAGCAGCAAUUCAAACUAUACGAGAACAAAUGGAUAGCAUUAUUGACGAGAUUGAACGAGUGCAGAGAGAAACUGAUGAACCGGCAAGAAAAAAAAGGCAAGUUGAAGAAGGCAGCAAAAAACGGGAAGCGUUAGAAAUAUGCGAUGCAGUAUUAUCGCAAAUAAGAACAAGAUUUAACUUUUCUGGGCAUUUAGUUGCUUCUAAUUUAUUUGUGUCUGAAAAGUUUUCUGUUUAUAAACAUCAGUUUCCUGAAGCACAUUUAAAUGACCCAUGCACACAAUUUUCAUUUUUAGACAAAAACAGGCUUAAAACUGAGUUACAAGUAUUAUAUCAGAGAGAAGAAUUGAGUACUACUUCUGGAGCUGUUCCACUAUCCAUUUUAUUGAACGAGGAAGGAUUAAAUUGUACGUUUCAAGAAACUCUUAAGCUCUUAAGUAUUUUAAUCACUAUACCGAUGUCAACAUCUGAAGCAGAACGCUCUUUUUCAAUGCUGAAACGGAUUAAAACUUUCCUCAGAAACACAAUGAAGGAAGAAAGGCUUAGUGCUUUAGGAAUGCUGUCUGCAGAAAAACAUUUUGUUAGUGGCAUUGAAAAUUUUAAUAAUAAGCUUGAAGUAGUUGCCAAUCAAGAUUCUCCGAAUCGAGGCAGCAGUAGCAGUGCGGUGGCUGGCACAUUAAAAUAUACACAAAUUCUUAAGCCUGUCGAUGUCGGCCGGCGCAGCAGCAAAAAGGGGCCCGUCGCCGUCGUGGUGGUAGCCGUGGCCACGCGGCCUCAGCCGAAUUCCGUCCAAGCUACCGUGGAUGCUAGUUCGGUCAACUUAGAUGCUGUUUCGAAAUAA
Molecule: messenger RNA, 2193 nt
Organism: Acanthoscelides obtectus
Lineage: Eukaryota; Metazoa; Arthropoda; Insecta; Coleoptera; Chrysomelidae
Source: the annotation of a GenBank genome assembly